This is a messenger RNA of Arachis duranensis, 608 nucleotides long. Its product is annotated as cysteine proteinase inhibitor. The transcript has 2 exons. NCBI's taxonomy places the organism in Eukaryota, Viridiplantae, Streptophyta, Magnoliopsida, Fabales, Fabaceae. The record is from RefSeq and is a predicted model, not a curated record. The coding region runs from base 66 to 401 and encodes 111 amino acids. Gene Ontology annotation, molecular function: cysteine-type endopeptidase inhibitor activity.
UCAUGUAACAACUAACAAAUUAUAAAGGGUGAAGAAAAAAGAAAAGAAAUCAGAGAUAAGAGAAAAUGGCUACACUAGGUGGCAAUCGUGUGGUUGAAGGAAGCCAGAACAGCAUUGAGAUCCAGAACCUUGCUCGCUUUGCUCUUGAAGAACAUAAUAAAAAAUCGAAUUCAAGCUUGGAGCUUGUGAGGGUGAUAAGUGCAAAGGAGCAAGUAGUUGCUGGAAGCAUAUAUGAAAUAACUAUGGUGGCAAAAGAUGGUGAUGAGAAGAAACAAGUUUAUGAAGCCAAAGUGUUGGUGAAGCCAUGGUUGAACUUCAAGGAGCUGCAAGAGUUCAAGCUUGUUACUGAUGAUGAUAACGAAAAUGAUAAUGCUGCUUCGGUGUCUAGAGCACUUAUCUAGCUAUGUAUUUAAUUUUCACUAAUAUAUGUAUGGAAUAAAUGUAGCUAGCUCUGAAAUACUAUAAAUGGGUGUAAUCUAUUAUACACCAAAAUCAGUUACUAAAGUCAGCCACUAGUAUAGCAUGUUGGAAUACAAAUACACAUUGAAAAUGAAUUAAAUCACACAUGUAUUUAUACACAAAUACAUUAGUGACUGAUUUUAGUGACU